This is a messenger RNA of Phycomyces blakesleeanus NRRL 1555(-), 489 nucleotides long. RefSeq lists its product as hypothetical. The record is from RefSeq and is a predicted model, not a curated record. The transcript has 3 exons. The coding region runs from base 1 to 489 and encodes 162 amino acids. Lineage: Eukaryota; Fungi; Mucoromycota; Mucoromycetes; Mucorales; Phycomycetaceae.
AUGCCAGAAAACAUUUACAGGGUACCCGAGGCUUAUUCAAUCACAACGAUGGCAUCAACUAACCGAUAUUUUCUGAUAACAAACAUAGAAAGUCUCUUCUUGAGCCCACUUUUCGGAUUAUCUCCCAAAGCGCAACCUUAUACACUGACCUGGAUACCUGAAAACCGUGCACUCGCUGUCAAGGCUAAACACACCAAUCAUCACCUUGAUCCUUUUGUAAUUGUGGUCAUUUAUAGACCGAACAUUUCUUCCCACUGGCGUACCUUCUUCUCUUCCUUAACGAAUGCUCUCAUUCUUUUGGACACAUUUCGUCUAGCCUUUAAUGCAAAUGCCAAUCUUUGUAAGUCAAUUGCUGCUGUUAUGUCUGAGCAGUUUCAUUUGGAUUUGGGCUCUGUACUAGAUGCUACUGGCAUACACAGCCUUCAUAACCGCCACUCUGCAACUGCUAUCUAUUACCUUGGCUUUUCAAUUAGCUCACGCACCUCUUAG